This is a messenger RNA of Penaeus chinensis, 5193 nucleotides long. Its product is annotated as microcephalin-like. The transcript has 10 exons. Lineage: Eukaryota; Metazoa; Arthropoda; Malacostraca; Decapoda; Penaeidae. Gene Ontology annotation, biological process: mitotic cell cycle. The record is from RefSeq and is a predicted model, not a curated record. Bases 135 to 4163 code for a protein of 1342 amino acids.
CGCCGCCGAAUUGAAAUCGGCAAAUCGCGUUUUCCUCCAGGUUCUCUAUUUUUUAUGAGUCUCCUUCGGCUUUCCUCUCUCUUCACCCUUUCUUCGACCAGGGAGAGAAAGCGGCGUCGUGAGAAAAGGAGACAAUGAAGAGGGGGGGGGCGGGCUCUACGAGGCGGUCGCAGGACAUGCACUCUGUCCUGUUCAACAAGAAGAGCCUCACCAGUGCGGAUUCAGUUGUUGUGCCAGAGACGCCCACCAACCUCACCUGUACGCGUCCCAGCACUGCCCUGUCUACUUCCAUGACAUCCGUGAUGGAGACCCCAGAGAAUGAGGUGGGAUGUGGGGCACAGGGCCUGUCCCACACCCAGAUGAAAGCCCAGGGUGGCAGGAGCACUGGCAUUGAGGUCCCCCCAGACAGCAGCAGUGACAGGGAUGAGAUUAAUGACUCGAUCGUGCUAGACAUUACCCCUGACCUCAAGCUGGGCAAGCGGAGGAACCUCAUGUCUAUCCUGGAGUCGGAGGAUUCCUUUGCCCGUUCACUCAAAUCCCAGCGGACCAAGAACAGUUCCAUGCUCUCAGGCAUCCAGGCAGCCGGGCAGAAGCAGCCCGAGGAGGAUGACUUGGACCUGUUUGUGGUGUCGCCUGUCAAGAAGAGCAAACGCAGAAAGUCAGCAGCCCACGUGAUCAUGCCCUUUGACCUGAAUGACUCAGAGUCCCUCUCCAGCAAGCUGAGGACCAUUGAGGAGGGCCAGCAAAGGGCCAGACGUUCUGUAGGGGGGCUGGGAGUGGAGGGUCCAGGCAGCAAGAAAAGGCGUCCAGCUGCAAGGGCAGGUAGGGCCGCAGGGAGGAGGAAGAGCCUCAUUGUCCCCCUGAGUGCAGAUUCCUCUGAGGAGGAGGAAGUGAUCUUCAACACUCAGAGGAAGAACUCAGAGCCCAGAGGCAGCUACUCAAAGGUAGGUGGCACUAAUAGGAAUGCCAUCUCUAAAGGCACUGCAAAUAAUGGAAUCAACAACAACAGCCAGAAUGCCCAGAACAGAAGUGGUGAUGCCACCAAGAUAUUUGACAGUGAGGACCUGGACUUGACCCCCAUUAAGACCUCCAGCCAGGAGACCUCCAUCCGGAACAUUAUUGCUGGCCUGGACUCGCAGCGGACUGCCAUGGAUGAGACGUUACCCCAGGCCCUUCCUGUUGGCUGUGGGGUUGCAGGGAUGAGCUUCCAGAACUUCAGCACACGCUCCUUCAGGCUGCUUCAGGCCCAACUCCCAGGGGAGGCCGGGGGGGCAGGAGAGGGGGUGAAGGCUGCAGGAGGCAAGGGUGACACAGGAGGAAGGCACACGGACUGGAUGGAGCCAUCAGAGGCAUCGGAGUCUGCAGCGACAGAGCCAGAUGUGACCAUCAUUCUGCGAGGUGUCAUUGCAUAUGUAGAGGUCCGGAUGGGCAGUGACAAUAGGUCGCAGGUCAUCAAGGAGCAGCUGAAGGUCCUAGGGGCAGAAGUGAGAGACAGGCUGAGCCCGGACACCACACAUGUCAUUUUCAAGGAUGGUUCCAAGGCAACUUUCAACCGGGCCCAGAAACGUGGACUGCACCUCGUAUCCUCGCUGUGGCUUGAGGCAUGCAGGGAAAAGCUGCAACAUGUGCCAGAAUCCCUCUACCCCAGUUGCUCCAUCGACACCUACAAAACGCCAUUCUUCCUGGCCAAGAAGCUCCGGAAGCUCAAGUCAAUGCAGCCAAAGGAGUUCUCUGAGGAGGAGCGCAUUGCCAGCGAGAGGGCCCUGCGGAGGAUAAAGGCAGCUGAGCCAUCUCCCGAGGCUAAGAAGAAUCUCAACUUCUUCACCCCCCAAGCCAUCUUGCCAGCCAUUGAGGAGAACAAGGACUCCCCCUUGUUUGGGAUUAGCCACCUCCUGACCCCAAAGGGACAGAUCAGACGCAACAGCGGCACCACCAGCGACUCCGAGACAGAAGAGGGGGAUGGGGUAAGAGGGUCUCCUGAGAAGUACAUGACCCCAUUGGUCAAACGACUGUACAAUAGAUUCAUCUCUCCAAAAACGGACUCUGCGCAGAGGAAGAGGGUGCCUGUGGGACAAGCGAGCCCCCUGUGCUCAACUGAGCCCAAAAUGAGGCUCAAAUGCUCAUCUGAAGACUCCUCAGACACUGAGGGGGAGGGAAGCAGUGAGGGAGGGCAAGGCAUGCAGCAGGAGGCAGUAUCUAAGACAACAACAGUCACAGCUGUGAGAGGAAUGGCCACUGAGAAAGAUGGGACAAAGAAUAUCUUGGAGGAGGAGAAAGAUGGCAGCAGUGAGAGUCUGGUGGCUGAAGAGGGCAAAGAUUGCAGUGAGAGUCUGGUGGCUGAAGAGGGCAAAGAUUGCAGUGGGAAGAGAAAAAGAGGGCGAGGGAGAGGAGAAGAACCAGGAGAGAGCAGGCAUGGAGAGGGGGAAGACCUCUCAGAGAGUGAGGGGGGUUUGAGAGCUGGCAACUCCUCCAAAGGUAGUGAGAGCCUAGCCCUGGUGCUCUCUGAUUCUAGUCAGGAUAAGUCAAGUGGCUCAGAGAAAACAGUUCAGGGGAGGAGGAGGAGCAGCAGGUGCCAAAGGUAUGGGGAUAGCACAGAGGAUUCAGGAAGUGUUAAGAGCUUCUCUGCAAUAAAGAAAUCCCUGUCACCGGGCAAAGGGGCAAUAGCCCAUGUAAACAACUUUGUUUCAGGAAAUGUGAAGGGUUCUGUGUUGGAGGGUCCAGCACAUGGAGAGGCGAACACAGAACAAGAGGGUAGCAAAAGGCCAGGGGGAAAGAAAAGCAGAAGACAGAGCAUCUUGAAGAAGGGAGAAAGUGUGGGCAAACAGGGAGCCAAGGAGAAGCGCAAGUCUGUCUCCUAUGGUGGGGCAGAUAUCUUGGAAGUGAAGGAGGCCACUGAUCUACUGCACAUCCCUAUGAGGGAGAAGGCCGUAUAUGAGGGACCUGCCUCUGCACUGAGCUCCCCAUCCUUUGGGAUGACCUCCUCCCAGCUCCCCACUUCACAGCUGCGUGGCCACAGGCUCUUCAACAUGGACCCUGUGGCACCUUCGCAGGACCUCAUUGUCCCAUCAACACCAGAGGAUCCCAAGAAGUUCCUGCGCAGACCCUACACAGACCUGGUGAUCCGGGGCAGCAGGACACAGCGCACAGCCCUAAAGAGCCAGAAGGGAGGCAGCCUGAGCAGUAUGCCACUCCCCAGGAAUCCAUGUGGCCGGCGGGCUUCAGGAUCCUCUCAAGUUAAGCAGGGCACCCGGGGAGCCACCACAGCACCUGUGCGCAGGUCGCUACGGCUGAGUGCAGCCCCUUUCAAAACGGAGACGCAUGGUGAUGAGGUCUUCAUGGACUCAGAGGAGGAAUUCCUGGGCCAGUCCCGGAUACCACUCCUGCCGCGGCCUCGCAGGUCCACAGAGGAGUUCCAGCACACAGGCAGGCUCAAGCCCAAGGGCAAGCGGGGCCGGCAGCCCAAGGGAGACAGUCUGCCCUCCCUCUACGUGAGCAGCGUCCAUUCCAAAGAGAAGACCAGCCUCUUACCUAUCAUUGCACAGCUGGGUGGGUUCCGUGUCACUUCAGUGAUUGAUGGAUCGACAACACAUGUUGUGUGCGGAGCAGCACGGCGCACACUGAGUCUGCUGCAGGGUAUUGCAAGGGGUGCGUGGGUCCUGGAUGCAUCGUGGGUAUAUGAGUCACUUGAGCUGGGUCGUUGGGCACCGGAGGAACCUUUUGAGCUCUUCAUGGCUUUUCCAGGAGCCAAGAUCUCACGACUGCAAAGGGAGGAGCGAGGCAUGAAGGGGAAUUACACCCAAACCCUCUUCUCUGGUGUGGGUUCCAUCUAUGUUGCGGAGGGAUGCACUCCUCCCUCAGACCAACUUAGGAACCUCCUUGAGCUGACAGGGGCCAGACUGGUUUCCCAUUCCCGCUCCGCCAACCUGGCCAUCGGACCGCCUCCUUCCUCGGCUUCAGCCCCAACAGAUUCAUCAGUCCCCCGCACCCUGAAAGUCACUCACCUGUCAGAGAAAUGGGCCCUUGACUCAAUCCAGCACCACAAGAUACAGGACUUUGCUGAGUAUGUGCUGGCCGAGGCAGAGGGAGGUAGUGCGGGGAGUUCAGCUUCAUUGGGCUCCAUCUCUUCAGAGGACGCGGAGGGAAGGGAAGCAGCAGAGAAGUAGGAAAGAACGCUACUCAAGCUACAGGAGGACAUUUUUAUUUAUGUGUUUUUGAUGUUAUUAUUUUUUUAUGCUUAUUGUUACUAUUGUUAGUAGUCAUAGGAGUGUUUUUCUUUUCUUCUUUCCUACUGUGUUUUGUUGUUUGUUCUAUUCUUGGCCAUUUCAUUCUUCCUUCCAGUCAUGCUUUUAGUUUUCAAGAUUUAGAUUAAAUGUUUUUAAAAUUCUAGCUCUUAUCUGCUUGUUAUAUCCUAGUAUAGAAUGAACACUGCUCAAUCUUUAACCUUUCAAGUACAUUGACACCUAUUUAACAUAAAAGCAGUAAACUGGAAUUUACCCCAGGUAUCGAGGGCAAUCUCCCGCUGUAACCCACUGGCACGGGUACAUGUACUGCUCACUGUAUUUUUCUUUUGUAAAUUUUGUGAGUUCUGUGCCUUGCCUUAGGAAAAAGUUAGCCCUGAUAUCAGAACCCUUUACCCAUGCCAGGAAUGUGUAUGUGCAUGUGUUGCCCCCUGUGCUUUUGUUAUAUUCAUAUUGUCUACACAUAGAUGGCUCCAGCAGUGCUUAGCACCAGACUAACCUGAUGGCACCUGUUUACCCAGUCCUUGAAUUUUUGUGAGUUUUUUUUUAGUUUAGUAUAGUUUAUUACUAUUGUUGCUAUUAAUAAUGCCCAUAUUAAUGACAAUGAGAAUGACAAGAACAUUGAUUACAAUAAUAACAAUUAUGAGAUUUUUUCCCCUGAAAAUUUAGGGAAUGAGGUAACAGGUGAGGUUGGGUAGGCCCAGUGACUGACUCCUUGUUGCUUAAGUGCUUGCAAAGCCAUCUGUGCCUAAACAGAAUUAGUAACUUCAAAUUGCAGUGGGCUGUGCAUGUGCUCGUCAUGAGUUAACUGUCAGUAUAUACCAAAUUACAGUAUUAUGUAUCAGUUUACUGUAAAAAGAAAAUGAAAAGAAAAAUUUAGGAAAGUUUAGUAUUGGAGUGCUAUUUUAUUUAACUCUUGUGAACUGUGUCUCUUUUGGAGUGUUUACAUAUUUUC